Molecule: messenger RNA, 6597 nt
Organism: Seriola dumerili (greater amberjack)
Lineage: Eukaryota; Metazoa; Chordata; Actinopteri; Carangiformes; Carangidae
Gene: dysf
Product: dysferlin
Exons: 57
Coding region: 180-6569 (2129 amino acids)
Biological process (GO): negative regulation of phagocytosis; T-tubule organization; plasma membrane repair
Cellular component (GO): membrane; cytoplasmic vesicle; T-tubule
Molecular function (GO): calcium ion binding; calcium-dependent phospholipid binding
Source: RefSeq, a predicted model, not a curated record
UCUUUGGUUGCCAGUUUUGGUGGUCGGGCUCAUUGGUUAUUAUCACUGUCAAAGCUCCUCUGGUCAUGUACCCAACCAUCCCUCUGGCCCUGGAUCUCACCUGGUGAAACAGAAUCACCUGAGCAAGUUAUUUUAGCCCCCGCGGGAUUCAGGCUUUGGACUCAGCUGAGAUUUCUGCCAUGUUGCGUUGCGUUCUUCAGCGGGCCAACAACCUGAGACACUCUGACCCCCUGGCUAGUGUCACCUUCAGAGGGUCCAAGAAGAAGACAAAGGUUAUCAAGAACAACCCUAACCCUGUUUGGAACGAGGGUUUUGAAUGGGAUCUGAAGGGGAUUCCUCUGGACUCUGGAGCAGAGCUGCACUGUGUCGUCAAAGACCAUGAGAAGAUGGGGAGAAACAGGUUCCUGGGCGAAUGCCGGCUGGCUCUCAGAGACGUUCUCAACUCUCCCAGCCUGGCCGCCACCUUCACCAUCUCCCUGCUGGACACCAAGAGAAACAACACAGGGGCCACGCUGACCCUUCAGGUUUCCUACAUCCCUCCUCCGGGAUCGGCUCCCAUCUUCCAGCCUCCUCCCCAGCCCGAGGCUCUUCCCCAUAACAACCCCACUCAGGAGCUGGACACUGUCACGAUGAUCUCUCUGGAUACGUUGGGUGAGGAGGAUACGGAGAGUAUGAUGAUGCUGGAGACCACAGAAGACCAGGGGCCCGACGACGGACGGUCCAUGGUCAUCGUCGGUCCUCAGGGACCCCCGGGCCGGGAGUCUCCCACCGCCCAGACACCCAAACGUUCGCCGCCGUCCUACAACACCCAAGGAGGUCUGAGGAAGAGGAGGAGAGGAGCCAGCAGUCAGUCCAAACCUCUGCCUAACAAACCACAGGACCUACAGGUUCGUGUGCGAGUUAUCGAGGGGCGACAGUUGCCGGGCAUCAACAUUAAACCUGUCGUCAAGGUGACGGUAUCCGGGCAGACGAAGAGGACCCGCAUCAGAAAAGGCAACAACCCGUACUUUGAUGAGACGUUCUUCCUGAACUUCUUCGAGACUCCGUCAGACUUGUUCGAUGAGCCGAUCUUCAUCACUGUGUGCGACUCUCGCUCUCUCAGAACCGAUGCUGUGAUUGGUGAAUUCAAGUUGGAUGUAGGCACCGUCUACAAUGAGCACCGACACUGCUUCUUGAGGAAAUGGCUGCUGCUGUGCGACCCAGACGACCUCUCCGCCGGGGUCAAAGGUUACCUGAAGGUCAGCCUGUUCGUCUUGGCAGCUGGAGACGAGCCACCGGCUGAUAGGCGCGAGUGUGUGGAGGACAAAGAGGAUAUCGAGGGGAACCUGCUGAGGCCGGCUGGUCUGUCUCUGAGAGGAGCCACUUUCACCCUGAGGAUCUUCAGAGCCGAAGACCUGCCGCAGAUGGACGACGCCUUCAUGGAUGGGAUGAAGCAGAUUCUUGGGUUUGACAGCAACAGGAAGAACUUGGUGGAUCCUCUGGUGGAAAUCCACUUCGCUGGCAAAACAAUCUGCACUAAGAUUCUGGAGAAGAACGCCAAUCCCCAGUGGAACCAGAGUCUGGCCAUGCCUAUUAGGUUUCCCUCCAUGUGCGAGAAGAUGAGGAUCAGAAUUCUGGACUGGGACAGAGCCAGUCACAACGAUGUCAUCGGCACCACCCACCUCUGUAUGUCUAAGGUCUCCGCCCCCGGAGGAGAGAUAGACGACGACUUGACUCCACGGACCGUCCACUCCGGCAUGGACGACAGUCUUGGUUUCCUGCCGACAUUCGGUCCGUGUUUCGUCAACCUGUACGGCAGCCCCAGAGAGUUCACCGCCUUCAAUGACCCCCACGAGGCUCUAAACCUCGGAAAAGGGGAGGGUGUCGCGUACCGAGGUCGAGUUUUACUGGAACUGACCACAAAGCUGGCGGAAAAGCCGGAGCAGAAAACUGAAGACAUCCCAUCGGAUGACCUGCUGGUGGUGGAGAAGUUUCUCCGGAAGAGGAAGUUCUCGCUCUUCGUGGCGUUUUACUCGGCCACGCUCCUCCAGGACGUCGACGACGCCAUCCAGUUCGAGGUCAGCAUCGGCAACUACGGCAACAAGUUCGACUACACCUGCCUCCCACUGGCCUCCACCACCCAGUUCAGCAGGGCUGUGUUUGAUGGUUGCCACUACUACUACCUGCCGUGGGGAAACGUGAAGCCGGUGGUGGUUCUGUCUUCAGAGUGGGAGGACGUCAAACCGAGGAUCGAGGCUCUCAACAUGCUGCUGGCGAUCAUAGACAGACUGGAGGCGAACCUGCAGCGGGUGCAGCUGGAUGUGAACGCAGGCAGCGAGCUGGAGGAGGUGGAGCUCCGAGUGGUGGAGCUGUUGGAUCAGGUCAUCACAGACUGCAGUGAGGAGCUGCCCUCUCUCGACCAGUGGCAGUGUGCGACGCCUCUCGACCACUCGUUGCGGCACAUCCGCACUCUGCACCUGCAGCAGAUCGUUGCGGCGGCUCUCGCUCUCAAACACGGGCCGGCCACCGAGCUGUCCACGGUGCUGGAGCAGGCUGAGGACUGGGCCAACAGGCUGAGGACCAUGGCCGAGGAGCCUCAGAACAGUCUCCCAGACAUAGUGAUAUGGAUGCUGCAGGGCGACCGCAGGGUGGCGUACCACCGCAUCCCCGCACACACUGUCAUCUUCUCCCAGGAGCAUUGUGGGAAACACUGUGGACAGCUGCAGACUGUCUUCCUCAAGCACCCACAAGGCACAGGUGGAGAAGCCAAACUUCCUGGUCAGCUGAGGGUCAAAGUCUGGUUCGGAUUGGCUGCAGACGUCAAACAUUUCAACCAAUACGCUGAAGGAAAACUGUCAGUUUUCGCUGAGACGUAUGAGAACCAGACCCGGCUCGCCCUGGUGGGCAGCUGGGGAACUACAGGUCUGACCUACCCCAAGUUCAGUGACGUCACCGGACGAGUUAAACUCCCCAAAGAGAGUUUCAAACCGUCGCCCGGCUGGAGCUGGGCUGGAGACUGGUACAUCAGCCCCGAGAAGACACUGUUGUUCGAUGUGGACGCCGGUCACAUGACCUUCACUGAGGAAGUGUUUGAAAACCAGAUGAGGUUACCAGGCGGACAGUGGAUCGGCAUGCCGGAGGGAUACACAGAUGUGAAUGGGGAGAAGGCGGUGCCGAAGGACGAGGUGGAGUGUCCUCCGGGCUGGGUGUGGGAGGAGGUGGAGUGGAGUGAAGAUCUCAACAGGGCCGUGGACGAUCAAGGCUGGGAGUACGGUAUCACCAUCCCUCCAGACCGCCGCCCCAAGUCGUGGGUGCCGGCAGAGAAGAUGUACCACACCAACCGACGUAGGCGGUGGAUACGGAUGAGGCGGCGAGACCAACAGAAGAUGGACGCUCUCAGAAAGCAGCGUCCGGACGAGACGGAGCGGGAAGGCUGGGAGUACGCCUCGCUGUUCGGCUGGAAGUUCCACCUGAAGCCCAGGAAGACGGACAGCUUCAGGAGGCGCAGGUGGAGGUACCGCAUGGAGCCUCUGGAGAAGACGGGGCCGGCCGCCAUCUUUGCUCUGGAGUGUUCUCUGAGCAGCAUAGAGGACAAGAACGACGACAAGUCCGUCACAACCACAUUCGGAGUCAACAGACCGACCAUUUCCUGUUUCUUUGACCGUGGCACCCGUUAUCACCUGCGCUGCUACCUGUACCAAGCCAGAGACCUGGUGGCCAUGGACAAAGACAGUUUCUCAGACCCCUACGCCAUCGUGUCGUUCCUCCAUCAGUCCCAGCGGACGGUGACGGUGCGCAACAGUCUGAACCCCUGCUGGGACCAGACGCUCAUCUUCUAUGAGUUGGAGAUUUUUGGCGACGCCGAGGCCGCGAUGGCCAACCCUCCCAACGUCGUGGUGGAGCUUUACGAUCAGGACACAUACGGAGCAGAUGAAUUCAUGGGCCGCUGCGUGUGCCAGCCCACCUUCACCCCCUCCCCCCGUCUGGCCUGGUUCCCGAUCCGCAGAGGGGACAAGAACGCCGGCGAGCUGCUGGCCGCCUUCGAGCUCAUACGCAGGGAAAAGCCAGGAAUCCACCAUAUUCCAGGUCAAGAGGGAGACAUCAUGGCCACCACCCACGUUCUGGACGAGUUGAUGUUUUCAGGAUUCCUCUCUGAAAACCUGCAGCAAUGGCCGGACGAGUCGGACCUUCCGUACCCGCCUCCUCAGAGGGAACCCAACGUCUUCAUGGUUCCUCAGGGAAUCAAACCUGUUCUGCAGAGAACCGCCAUUGAGAUCUUAGCGUGGGGCGUUCGUAACCUGAAGAGUUUCCAGAUGGCCAGCGUUACCUCCCCCAGCCUGCAGGUGGAGUGCGGCGGCACCAUGGUCCAGAGCUGCGUCAUCCGCAGUGUGAAGAAGAAGCCCAACUUUGACGUCAACAUGCUCAUCCUUGAUGUGAGACUUCCCCGCGAGGAGCUCUACAUGCCGCCGAUCGUCAUCAAAAUCAUUGAUAACCGUCAGUUCGGGAGGAAGCCGGUGGUCGGUCAGUGCACCAUCCGCUCGCUGGAGGAGUACCGGUGUAACCCGGAGGAGGAAGGAGCGGUGGUGACGGAGGACGAGGAGGAGGGAUGGAGACGUGACAUGCCUCACUUUUCUGGGGAGGUUUUUAUUGACAUCGAUGACGAGCAGCCGCUGGUACCUGACCAGCUCACAGAUGGAGCCGGUUCUGCUAUCAUUAACCUUUCAACCUCUAGUUCCAGCCUUCAUGAAGAAGAGUUCAUGGACUGGUGGAGUAAGUUCUACGCCUCGACGGGAGAGAAAAACAAGUACGGGACGUACCUGGAGAGAGGCUUCGACACGCUGAAGGUGUACGACCAGGAGUUGGAGAAGCUCGAGGGUGUCGAGGGUCUCUCCGAUUUCUGUCAGACGUUCAAGCUGCACAGAGGACGGACUCAGGAUGAAGGAGAGGAUCCAUCAGUGGUGGGAGAGUUCAAGGGUAUGUUUAAGAUCUACUCCCUGCCAGACGACCCCUCCGCCACGGUCCCCCCGAGGCAGUUCAGGAAACUUCCUCCCAACGGCAUCGAGGACUGUCUGGUCCGAGUCUACAUCAUCCAGGCUCACGGGCUGCAGCCCAAAGACGCCAACGGGAAGUGUGACCCCUAUGUGAAGAUCACCUUGGGGAAAAAGACCAUCAACGACCAUGAAAACUACAUCCCCUGCACACUGGACCCUGUGUUCGGAAAGAUGUUUGAGUUCGCCUGCUCCCUCCCCCUGGAGAAGGACCUGCGGGUGAUGCUGUACGACCACGACAUGCUGACCAAAGACGAGAAGAUCGGGGAGACUGUGAUCGACCUGGAGAACCGCUUCCUGUCCAAAUACGGCGCCCUGUGCGGCCUGCCGCAGUCCUACUGCGUCUCGGGGGUGAACCAGUGGCGAGAUCAGCUGACCCCGAGGCAGCUGCUGGACAGAGUGUGUGAGCGGCGGAACCUGCGGAAGCCGGUCUACCAGGACGACGUGGUCCACUUCAGGGGAGACCAGUACACCGUCGCAGACCUGGAGGACAAACACGAGUCCAAACAUCACCUCGGUCCAAUUAAAGAGCGACUAUCCCUCCACAUCUUGAGGAAACUGGGGUUGGUACCUGAACAUGUGGAGACCAGGCGGCUGUACAGCCCAUUACAACCUGACAUAGAGCAGGGGCGUCUGAUGAUGUGGGUGGACAUGUUCCCCAAGUCCCUGGGACCGCCUGGACCCCCGUUCAACAUCACGCCACGCAAGGCGAAGAGGUUUUUCCUGCGUUGCAUCAUCUGGAACACGAGUGACGUCAUCCUGGACGACCUCAGCCUCAGCGGGGAGAAGAUGAGCGACAUCUACGUGAAAGGCUGGCUCGACGGGCACGAACACAACAGGCAGAAGACCGACGUCCACUACCGCUCUCUGGGCGGAGAGGGAAACUUCAACUACAGGUUCCUGUUCCCCUUCCACUACCUCCCCGCAGAGCGGCUGUGUGUCGUCGACAAGAAGGAACACUUCUGGAGUGUGGAUAAAGCCGAGACUAAACUGGCUCCUAAACUCACCAUCCAGAUCUGGGACAACGACAAGUUCUCCUUCGACGACUACCUCGGUCACCUGGUGAUGGACCUGAACCACAUGCUGCGUCCGGCCAAGUCUCCGCAGAAAUGUAACCUGGAGCUCCUGGACCAGCCGGUGGACAAGCUGGUGUCUCUGUUCGAACAGAAGACGGUCAAAGGCUGGUGGCCCUGCACCUGCGAGCAGAGCGGACAGAAGAUCAUCGCUGGGAAGGUGGAGAUGUCUCUGGAGAUCGUGACGGAGCAGGAGCAGGAGGAGCGGCCGGCCGGCGUCGGCAGAGAUGAGCCCAACAUGAACCCACACCUGGAGGAACCUCAGCGUCCUGAGACCUCCUUCCUCUGGUUCUCCUCCCCCUACAAGACCCUCAAGUUCAUCCUGUGGAGGCGCUUCAAGUGGUUCAUCAUCCUCUUCAUCAUCCUCUUCUUCCUCUUCCUCUUCCUCGGCGUCUUCCUCUACUCCUUCCCGAACUACGCUGCCAUGAAGAUGGUGGGACCUUUUGGACCGGCCAAGGCAGCGGAGUGACGAUGGAGGAGGAAAACGAGACACGAAC